Molecule: messenger RNA, 189 nt
Organism: Prorocentrum cordatum
Lineage: Eukaryota; Dinophyceae; Prorocentrales; Prorocentraceae
Source: the annotation of a GenBank genome assembly
GUACAUCGGCACCUGCCCUCGCUCACUUCUUCGCACUUCGAGAACAGCAACUGUGAGCAGCACGUCGUGCACAGGUUCAACCAUCUUCGUGAUGGUUUAGAACCGGCUUGCCAUGGGGUGUCCCAGCUGUGCAAGAUCAAGUUGCCCAGUGUCGUCAGUGCGGAGAUUUUUCAGAAGCUAUGCAGCGAG